AUGCAUUUUGUUACUACUCAUCUCUCCCUCCUACUUGCUGCAUCAGCUACCCUUAUCGCCGCUCAAGAUGCGACAACCACAUCGGCAAGCACAAGCGGCAACUCAAACUGCGCUUCCCAAAAAGUUGUAGAUCAUUGCGUCGGGAUCAUGAAGCGUGGACUCGCGAAGUGUGCCUCGAGUGAUUGGGACUGCAAGUGCUCGGGCGCUGCAAACAUUGCCAACUGUUACGUAGACUGCUCAGAUGAUGACCCGGAUUCGUCCGCGGCCAAACAACUCAGCGUAAAUAAUUGCGCUACCGCGAAUGCAUACGACGUAGGAGAGACCACCGUCGCACCCUCGUGGACUCUGCCCGGGUCGAAUGCCGCACAGCCAACCGACAUAGAUGCCAGUCUAACCACUAGUGACAGCUCGUCUACUACUGCCGGACCGACCAAAGCCUUGGUUGGGAACGAGAAGUCGACGAGUCCAUCAGAGGGAGCUGCAGUUGUGAACGAUGCCAGUAGCUGGAUGGCUCUUGUGGUCCUGGGGAUAGGGGCGACAUUUUGA
Molecule: messenger RNA, 546 nt
Organism: Penicillium crustosum
Lineage: Eukaryota; Fungi; Ascomycota; Eurotiomycetes; Eurotiales; Aspergillaceae
Product: GPI anchored serine-threonine rich protein
Exons: 3
Coding region: 1-546 (181 amino acids)
Source: RefSeq, a predicted model, not a curated record